AUGGGGCUGCGAGCCGGGCGCCUGCCGUCCCCGAGCCCGGGCGUCCUGCAGCUGCUGCGGCUGCCACUGUUUUUGCUGUUCUUGCUGAGCUCCGGCGCCCGCGGGGCUGAGGCGCAGGGAGACGCCGAGGUGCCCACCCUCUAUCUGUGGAAGACUGGUCCCUGGGGACGGUGUAUGGGAGAUGACUGUGGACCAGGCGGCAUCCAAACCCGGGCUGUGUGGUGCGCUCAUGUGGAAGGCUGGACAACGCUGCAUACGAACUGUAAGCAGGCUGGGAGACCGAGUAACCAGCAGAACUGUUUUAGGGUGUGUGACUGGCACAAAGAGUUGUACGACUGGAAGCUGGGACCCUGGAAUCAGUGUCAGCCUGUGGUUUCCAAAAGCCUGGAGAAAACUCGAGAAUGUGUGAAGGGAGAGGAAGGCAUCCAGGUGAGAGAGAUAACCUGCAUCCAGAAGGACAAGGACAUUCCCGCAGAGGACAUCAUCUGCGAGUACUUUGAGCCCAAGCCCCUCCUGGAACAGGCCUGCCUCAUCCCUUGCCAGCAAGACUGCAUCGUGUCUGAGUUCUCGGCCUGGACCGAGUGCUCCAGGACCUGUGGCAGCGGCCUGCAGCACCGCACUAGACACGUGGUUGCACCGCCCCAGUUUGGAGGCUCCAGCUGUCCCAACCUCACUGAGUUCCAGGUGUGCCAGUCCAACCCCUGCGAGGCAGAGGAGAGCAUGUAUAGUUUGCAGGUGGGGCCCUGGAGUGCAUGCUCAGUGUCACACUCACGGCAAACCAGGCAAGCCAGGCGUCGUGGCAAGAACAAAGAGCGGGAGAGGGAGAGAGGCAAAGUGGUGAAGGACCCCGAGGCCCGUGAACUCAUCAAAAAAAAGAGAAACAGAAACCGACAAAACAGACAGGAGAACAGAUACUGGGACAUCCAGAUUGGGUAUCAGACCAGGGAUGUGAUGUGCACGAACAAGACUGGGAAAGCCGCGGAUCUCAGCUUCUGCCAGCAAGAGAAACUGCCCAUGACCUUCCAGUCCUGUGUGAUUACCAAGGAGUGCCAGGUGUCUGAGUGGUCGGAAUGGAGCCCAUGUUCAAAAACAUGCCACGACAUCACAUCCCCUGCAGGCACUCGUGUAAGGACAAGGACUAUCAAGCAGUUUCCAAUUGGAACUGAAAAGGAAUGUCCAGAACUUGAGGAGAAAGAACCCUGUUUGUCUCAGGGGGAUGGAGCUGUCCUCUGUGCUACGUACGGCUGGAGAACUGCAGAGUGGACAGAGUGUCAUGUGGACCCUUUGCUCAGUCAGCAGGACAAGAGGCGUGCCAAUCAGACAGCCCUCUGUGGAGGUGGCAUCCAGACCCGCGAAGUAUACUGCACACAAACCAACGACAACCCGCUCUCCCACUUAGAUACACAAAAGGACAAAGAAGCUUCAAAACCAGUGGACUCAAAAUUAUGCAGUGGCCCUGUUCCUAGCACCGUGCAGCUGUGUCACAUUCCUUGUCCAGUUGAAUGUGAGGUUUCACCUUGGUCUGCCUGGGGACCUUGUACUUAUGAAAACUGUAAUGACCAACAAGGGAGGAAAGGAUUCAAGCUAAGGAAGCGGCGCAUUACGAAUGAGCCCACUGGAGGUUCUGGGGCAACUGGAAACUGCCCUCACUUACUGGAAGCCAUUCCCUGUGAAGAGCCAUCCUGCUAUGACUGGAAAGCAGUGAGACUUGGAGACUGUGAACCAGAUAAUGGAAAAGACUGUGGGCCUGGCACUCAAGUUCAGGAGGUCGUAUGCAUCAACAGUGAUGGAGAAGAAGUGGACAGACAGCUAUGCAGAGAUGCCAUCUUUCCCAUUCCUGUGGCCUGCGAUGCCCCAUGCCCAAAGGACUGUGUGCUCACGGCAUGGUCCACAUGGUCCUCCUGUUCGCACACCUGCUCAGGGAAAACCACAGAAGGGAAACAGAUCCGAGCUCGGUCCAUUCUGGCCUAUGCAGGUGAUGAAGGUGGAAUCCGCUGCCCCAACAGCAGUGCUUUGCAAGAGGUGCGCAGCUGCAACGAGCAUCCUUGCACUGUGUACCACUGGCAAACUGGUCCCUGGGGUCAGUGUGUAGAGGAUACAUCAGUGUCAUCCUUCAAUACGACUACAACAUGGAACGGGGAGGCCUCGUGUUCUGUGGGCAUGCAGACACGAAAAGUCAUCUGUGUGCGAGUCAACGUGGGCCAAGUGGGACCCAAGAAGUGUCCUGAAAGCCUUCGGCCCGAAACAGUGAAGCCCUGCUUGCUUCCCUGUAGAAAGGAUUGUAUUGUGACCCCAUAUAGUGACUGGACACCAUGUCCCUCUUCAUGCAGAGAAGGGAACUCUGGAACCAGAAAGCAGUCUCGACAUCGGGUCAUCAUUCAGCUGCCAGCCAACGGAGGCCGGGACUGCUCAGACCCUUUAUAUGAAGAGAAGGUUUGUGAGGCACCUCCCACGUGUCACAGCUACAGGUGGAAGACUCACAAAUGGCGCAGGUGCCAGUUAGUUCCUUGGAGCAUUCAACAGGAUGUCCCUGGAGCUCAGGAAGGCUGCGGGCCUGGACGGCAGGCAAGAGCCAUUACUUGUCGAAAACAAGAUGGAGGACAGGCUAGCAUCCAGGAGUGCCUCCAGCAUGCAGGCCCUGUGCCAGCCCUAACCCAGGCAUGCCAGAUCCCUUGCCAAGAUGACUGUCAAUUUACCAGCUGGUCCAAGUUUUCCUCAUGCAAUGGAGACUGCGGUGCAGUUAGGACCAGAAAGCGUGCUAUUGUUGGGAAAAGUAAAAAGAAGGAAAAAUGUAAAAACUCCCACUUGUACCCUCUGAUUGAAACUCAGUAUUGUCCUUGUGACAAGUACAAUGCGCAGCCUGUAGGAAACUGGUCGGACUGUAUUUUACCGGAAGGGAAGGCUGAAGUGCUGUUGGGAAUGAAGGUACAAGGAGACAGCAAGGAAUGUGGACAAGGAUACCGUUACCAAGCAAUGGCGUGCUAUGAUCAAAAUGGAAGACUUGUGGAAACAUCGCGAUGCAACAGCCACGGUUACAUAGAAGAAGCCUGCAUAAUACCCUGCCCCUCAGACUGCAAGCUCAGCGAGUGGUCCAACUGGUCCCGCUGCAGCAAAUCCUGUGGGAGCGGCGUGAAGGUCCGGUCCAAGUGGCUGCGAGAAAAGCCUUAUAAUGGGGGAAGACCUUGCCCCAAACUGGAUCAUGUCAACCAGGCACAGGUGUAUGAGGUCGUCCCGUGCCACAGUGACUGCAAUCAGUACAUAUGGGUUACAGAGCCGUGGAGCGUCUGCAAGGUGACCUUUGUGAACAUGCGCGAGAACUGUGGAGAGGGUGUGCAGACCCGCAAAGUGAGAUGCAUGCAGAAUACAGCAGACGGCCCUUCUGAACAUGUGGAGGAUUACCUAUGCGACCCGGAAGAUAUGCCCCUGGGCUCUAGAGAAUGUAAACUCCCAUGCCCUGAAGACUGUGUGAUAUCUGAGUGGGGACCAUGGACCCAGUGUGCCUUGCCUUGCAAUCCAAGUGGUUCCCGGCAAAGGUCAGCGGAGCCUAUCAGACAGCCUGCUGAUGAAGGAAGAGUCUGCCCUGAUGCCGUGGAGAAGGAGCCCUGUAAUCUGAACAAAAACUGCUACCACUAUGACUACAAUGUCACAGACUGGAGUACAUGUCAGCUGAGUGAAAAGGCGGUUUGUGGAAAUGGCAUUAAAACGAGGAUGCUGGACUGUGUUCGAAGUGAUGGCAAGUCCGUUGACCUGAAAUAUUGUGAAGAGCUUGGCCUGGAGAAGAACUGGCAAAUGAACACAUCCUGCAUGGUGGAAUGCCCUUUGAACUGUCAGCUUUCAGAUUGGUCGCCUUGGUCAGAAUGUUCUCAAACAUGCGGACUCACAGGAAAAAUGAUUAGAAGACGAACAGUGACCCAGCCCUUUCAAGGUGAUGGGAGACCUUGCCCUUCCCUGAUGGAACAGUCCAAGCCUUGCCCAGUGAAACCAUGCUAUUGUUGGCAGUAUGGCCAGUGGUCUCCAUGCCAAGUUCAGGACGCCCAGUGUGGAGAAGGAACCAGGACACGGAAUAUUUCUUGUGUGGUGACUGAUGGCUCAACUGAUGAUUUCAGCAAAGUAGUGGAUGAAGAAUUCUGCGCUGACAUUGAGCUCAUCAUAGAUGGUAAUAAGCAGAUAGUUCUGGAGGAAACGUGCACCCAGCCCUGUCCAGGCGACUGCUAUUUGAAUGACUGGUCUUCGUGGAGUCUGUGUCAGCUGACCUGUGUAAAUGGGGAGGAUCUUGGUUUUGGUGGAAUACAGGUCCGAUCCAGAGCCGUGAUUAUACAGGAACUGGAAAAUCAACAUCUGUGCCCAGAGCAGAUGUUAGAAACCAAGUCAUGUGAUGAUGGACAGUGUUACGAGUAUAAGUGGAUGGCGAGCGCUUGGAAGGGCUCCUCUCGCACAGUCUGGUGUCAGAGGUCAGAUGGCGUAAACGUAACAGGGGGCUGCUUGGUGGUGAGCCAGCCUGAUGCCGACAGGUCUUGUAACCCACCCUGUAGUCAACCCCACUCAUACUGUAGUGAGAUGAAGGCGUGUCGCUGUGAAGAAGGGUACACCGAAGUCAUGUCCUCCAACAGCACCCUCGAGCAAUGUACGCUUAUCCCAGUGGUAGUGAUUCCCACUGUGGAGGACAAAAGAGGCGAUGUGAAAACCAGCCGGGCAGUUCACCCAACCCAACCCUCCACUAACCCAACAGGACGGGGCAGGACCUGGUUUCUACAGCCAUUUGGGCCAGAUGGGAGACUGAAGACCUGGGUUUACGGUGUUGCAGCAGGGGCAUUUGUGCUGUUCGUCUUUGUCGUCUCCAUGAUUUAUCUAGCUUGCAAAAAGCCAAAGAAACCCCAAAGACGACAAAACAACCGCCUCAAACCUUUAACCUUAGCGUAUGACGGAGACGCUGACAUGUAGCACCGAGUCUUCCUGGAAACAAACAGGCUUGGCCUUUUGCCUUUGCAGUAGCCAUCCAGGGGCCACAGUAUAAGUAUUCAAAUGUGUGGAUUAUAAUUAACGUUAACUGUUAUGAACACCAUCAUUAAGGGGGAAAAAAAGAGAAAACUCUACUCCCGCUGGGAAUAUUCAAGACAAAACCACUGACAUACAGAGAGCCAACCUUGAGAAUCCUAAGAGAUGCAGUGGAAUGCAUGUUGUGUCUUGAGAGUUUUGUAUCAUCUUUUCUGAAAUCUACCGAUUGAAGAAAGAGACACUUAGAUCUCUGAAAAUCAGUGAGGAAAUUGGUCAAGUAGGAAGCCACAUGCAAGACUGCUUGCAACACUAACCCACAAAACUUUCUAGCAUGAACAGUUCAUAAUGAAGGCUUUACAGUUCUACACUUAAGCAUAACAUGUAUAUUUGAUCAAAUGAGUUACAUUAUGAUGUCAUCUUAUAUACUUGUUAAUAACCAACCUUUAACAGUGAAGACGACGUAAGUCCUAUGCUAGAGGGAAAAUACAUUGAACAAUAUAGCAUCUUCACGGUUGAUGGUGGCUUUUAUUGGCCUGCAUUUCAGAAACAAACUCUUUUAAAAGACUAUUCUUGUCUCUCUCCAAUGUGUGAAUGCUGGACAUGUACUAGUAUGUUAGAAGACAGAAUCCUCAAGUUCGGGAUUUUAUAGUGGUUAUUGUCUAGAAAAGAAAUAAGCUUGUAUUAAUACAUUUCUACUUUCCCUAAUUUCACACUGGUUGCCUACAUCUUUUCUGCUGUAUGGAAGGCACAUUUCGCACUAUAUUAGUGCAGCAUGAUAGGCACUUAACCAGUAUUGCCAUAGAAACUGCCUCUUUUCACAUGGGAUAAAGAUAUCUGUGCCAAGAGUGCUGUGGAGACCUUUGCAAGAGUUUGUACUUUGAAGAGAGUUAGUUCAGUCUUGACGGUAACAGGAUUGAAUCUGCUAUGACACCUGCCGUCCACACUCUUCCUUCUUACUACAGCCAUUAUGAAAUUGACAACACAGGAAGAAUUCAAGUGUUGAAAUCCCUAACACACCAACCUCCCAAAGGGGGAACCCCCUGGUUGGUUUACAG
Molecule: messenger RNA, 6050 nt
Organism: Arvicola amphibius (Eurasian water vole)
Lineage: Eukaryota; Metazoa; Chordata; Mammalia; Rodentia; Cricetidae
Gene: Thsd7a
Product: thrombospondin type 1 domain containing 7A
Exons: 28
Coding region: 1-4941 (1646 amino acids)
Biological process (GO): actin cytoskeleton organization
Cellular component (GO): plasma membrane
Source: RefSeq, a predicted model, not a curated record